Molecule: messenger RNA, 923 nt
Organism: Pistacia vera
Lineage: Eukaryota; Viridiplantae; Streptophyta; Magnoliopsida; Sapindales; Anacardiaceae
Product: transcriptional regulator TAC1-like
Exons: 2
Coding region: 102-680 (192 amino acids)
Source: RefSeq, a predicted model, not a curated record
AAACAUCUCUCGCAACCGACAAAUUGACCAUCUCCACUUGCCCAUUUUCGUUUCUUUCAAUCUCUCUCUCUCUCUCUCUUUCGUUUCUUCUUAGCUUGAAAAUGGAAACAAAACCCCAAGGCGUAGAAAAGUCUAACCAAAUAUUGUGGAACUCUGAUGAUCAACUUCUGGGUUCAGGCCAUGUUAGGUCUUAUACAUGUGCCUUCUGCAAAAGAGGGUUUUCAAACGCUCAGGCACUAGGAGGUCACAUGAAUAUUCACAGAAAAGAUAGGGCCAAGCUCAGGCAAUUCGCCGAAGAAAAUCUACUUUCAUUGGACAUUGCAAAGACGUGCUCGAUCGAUCAACUACAAGACGUAUCAGAAGAGAAAAGUUCAGCCAUAUUGGAAUCUAGUGAACAAAAAAGUUGUACUCCCAAAAGACCGUGCACUCUCUCCAGAGAAGACGAUCAUAGCACUACGCCUAAGAGUAAAGAUGUUGAAGAACUUCAGCAGCUACCUUUCUUCUCCGCGACUCCUUCGUCGUCAAGUAGUACUCCUACCAGAGAGAAUGAAGAGCAGAGGAUGCAAUUCGGUCAUAGUUCUUCACGGAUACAGUUGGACCUUGAGUUGCGGUUAGGACCCGAACCUCAAGAGACAUCAGCCACAAGCACCAAAGGAUUUUUUGGCCCUUCAAGCAAAUAGGCUGCAGGUUAAUCUAAGAAAGAGGUUGCAGCAGUCAUCGAAGAUAAUUCAGAGGUUGAGAUAUAAUUAACUUGCAGUUUCAGCUCCAUGUAGCUCCAAUCAAAUCUGCGGUAAAUUUUUAGACAUGCUUUUAUGAAUCUGAGUCAUCUGACAAAUUAACCUGUUCAUUGUUGGUAAAUACUCAUCGCCCAUCGCGACCCAACUCAAGUACGGUUUCUGGAGCGCAUAACAAAACUCAGCCGU